Molecule: messenger RNA, 841 nt
Organism: Miniopterus natalensis
Lineage: Eukaryota; Metazoa; Chordata; Mammalia; Chiroptera; Miniopteridae
Gene: MRPS23
Product: mitochondrial ribosomal protein S23
Biological process (GO): translation
Cellular component (GO): ribosome; mitochondrion
Molecular function (GO): structural constituent of ribosome
Source: RefSeq, a predicted model, not a curated record
UCCGGUAGCCACCAACCGCUCCGGGUCAGAGGCCCGAGCAUGGCGGGGAGCCGGCUGGAAACCGUGGGCAGCAUUUUCUCGAGGACUCGGGACCUCAUUCGGGCCGGGGUGUUGAAGGAGAAGCCCCUCUGGUUUGACGUUUAUAACGCCUUCCCCCCGCUGAGGGAGCCGGUCUUCCGAAGGCCCCGCCUGCGAUACGGCAAAGCCAAAUCGCCCGUCCAGGACAUCUUCUACCACGAGGACCUGAUCAGAGCGAAAUUUUAUUCAGCCUAUGGAUCUGGUCAGAAAGCUUUUGAUCUUUUCAAUCCAAACUUCAAGUCUACCUGUCAACGGUUUGUGGAGAAGUACUUGGAGCUACAGAAGCUUGGAGAAACAGAUGAAGAGAAAUUAUUUGUGGAAACAGGGAAGGCUUUAUUGGCAGAAGGUGUCAUUUUAAGAAGAGUAGGAGAAGCAAGAGCUCAACAGGACAGUAGUCACAUUUCCGGGAAAUCUGAACCCACGGGUGUCAAACUCCAAACUGUGUUGGGAAAAAAAGAGCCUCUGAAAGAAGUUCCACAGCACCAGCACUCGGAGCCCCCUGAAGAGCAGUCAAAAGGCCUCUCACCUCCAUGAAGAAUUUGUAUACCACAUAUACUGACAUUUAAGCUGUAUUCACUAGAUGAAUGUUGAACGAUUUUUAACAGUUGAGUCGUGUAAAUGUUUCUGGAUCUCUAAGGCAUUAUGUUUGCCUUUUAGUUCCUGUUGCUAGGUGGUCAUAAAGCUCAGUAUCAUGGUUUGAAAGAAGCAGUUAUGUGAACUUUUAUGUUAGAUGGUAUUAAAUAAAGAAUUCCCUAGCUGCUUA